Molecule: messenger RNA, 1041 nt
Organism: Kuraishia capsulata CBS 1993
Lineage: Eukaryota; Fungi; Ascomycota; Pichiomycetes; Pichiales; Pichiaceae
Exons: 1
Coding region: 1-1041 (346 amino acids)
Source: RefSeq, a predicted model, not a curated record
AUGACUGAUAUUUACACCCACACUGUGUUCGACAUUACGAAACUUGACAAGAAGGCCGAGGAUGGCACCCAAUUCAUCAGCCUUCCCAUCAAGAAGGACACCAGAGUGUUGAAGCCCACCAAGGAGGAUCUAACCGUCUCCGAGCCAGUCACUCCAGACAAGAUUGUAGAGAAACUCAAGAUUUACGGUGGUUGUUUCGUGAAGAACUAUCUUCCAGCGGAGGAUUGUGAUACCAUUUUGAACGACAUUAUGCCCCACCUGGAUGCUUAUCACGGUGCAGGCACUGCUGAUAAUUUUAUUUCUCAAACCACUCGUCGUGUUGGUGGAACUUGUGUUAAAUCCAAGACCGCUGCCGAGAAGUUCUUGGCUCACCCUCUCAAUAUUGCCGUUUCGGACAGAUUUUUGAGUAAGGAGAAUCUUUUUAGACUUGGAGAUGACCAGGUCGUUACCGGUCUCUCUAGAGCUCAGCACAACUCUUGUAUCACCUUUGCUGUUGGACCUGGCUCGGAAGAUCAGCCUCUGCACAGAGAUGACAUUUUGCACCACAACAUCCGCAAAUACAUGGAGACCUACGAGUUCGGUGGUGAGACUGCCGUUGGUACCGCUUUGGCCUUGAAGAAGACCAGCAAGGAAUGCGGUGCUACCAGAUUCAUCCCAGGUUCCCACUUGUGGGACCACUACCGUACUCCAAGGGAGGACGAGACCGUUUAUGCCGAGAUGGAGAAGGGAGACUGUUUCUUCAUGCUUGCUUCCUGUUACCACGGUGGUAGCGCAAACACCACCAAGGAUUACGAGAGGAUCAUUGCCAUUUUGUUCAUGACUCAAGGUACCCUCAGACAGGAGGAGAACAUCUUCUUGGGAACCUCUAUGGAGUAUUUCAAGUCAUUGUCAAUUCCAGCUCUGGCAGCUUUGGGACUUCAAAUCAGUCAACCUUUUUGCGGCUGGUACGAGCACGAGGAUCCAAUCAAGAAGAUUCUUCCAGAGAGUGGUUACGACUAUCCGCAGUUCAAGGACGUCUACAAAAUUGACCCAAAGGACUAA